Molecule: messenger RNA, 1254 nt
Organism: Naegleria lovaniensis
Lineage: Eukaryota; Heterolobosea; Eutetramitea; Acrasida; Naegleriidae
Exons: 4
Coding region: 1-1254 (417 amino acids)
Molecular function (GO): protein binding
Source: RefSeq, a predicted model, not a curated record
AUGGUUCAUAAAGCAAUUGUAACAGAGCAAAAAUGGUACAAGGAGAGUCCAAUUGGAGGUCCAUGUGGACGAUACGGUCAUAGAUGCGUCGUGUACGAAGAUACCAUGUACCUCAACGGAGGUUACAACGGAAAGGAACGAAUGAAGGACACAUUUGCCUUUAAUUUAGAAAAGAGAGUGUGGCGAGAAAUUGAAAACAAAGGAGAAGUGCCUUCGGAACGAGAUUGCCAUUCAGCAGUACUGUACAAACACUACAUGGUCAUCUUUGGUGGUGGUGAUGGAUUUAACUGGCUCAAUGAUAUGUACAUGUUUGAUAUCAAGACAGAAACUUGGAAAAAGGUAGACCCAAAAGGACAAGUGCCCAGUGGAAGAGCAGGACAUUCAGCCAAUGUAUACAAAGACAAGAUGUUCGUCUUUGGAGGCUGGAAUGGACGACGAACCCUUAAUUGCCUUUAUUGUUUCGAUUUUAUCACUGGAUACUGGACAAGAGUUGAAACUCAAGGCUUACCUCCUCAAAGCAGAGAUUCUCAUACCUGCAAUUUGGUUGGUGAUAAACUAAUUGUGAUUGGUGGAGGAGAUGGAAAGCAAAGGCUUAAUGAUUUACACGAAUAUGAUAUACCUACCAACAGAUGGAGAAAACUGUCGUAUAUUGGUGAAGUGAACGCUGGACGAGCUGGUCAUGUGAGUGUAGUAUUCGACCAAAAGAUUUACAUUUUCGCAGGUGGAGAUGGUUCGAAUUGGCUCACCGAUGUCUAUGAAUGUGAUACCACUUGUAUGAAAUGGACGCUCAUUGAAACCAUCGGAGGUUGCAACGAAGCUAAUACUGCACCAGGUUGCUAUGGUCUAUCAGCUGUAUUAUACAAAACAAGUAUGGUCAUUUUCGGAGGUGGCGAUGGUAAAUCGUGGCACAAUAAGAUUUAUGAAUUCAAGCUGGGCGACGAACGAAGAAAGAGAGAAACCAAAAAGAAUCUCUUCCAUGAAUGCCUCAACAAUAACCUCACAGACAUUGGAUUUGUGUUUGGUGAUGAGAUCCCUUCGAACAUGUAUGCUUCAAUGCUUUGCAAGAAGUUAGAAGAGGCUAGCCCAGAAUUUAAACAGCCAAAGAAAGCUCUCAAAGAACCAUCAGUAUCUUCGCUCCUUAGUACAAGCACCGUUUCGCGAGGCUCUAUGGAUUUGAAUUCGAUUAACUUUAGAGACUUCUUGGACUUUGAAGAGGCCUUACACAAUUCGAUGAUGGAUGAAAGCGAUCUCUAA